Messenger RNA from Impatiens glandulifera, 1443 nucleotides. RefSeq names its product WD repeat-containing protein RUP2. Gene Ontology annotation, biological process: response to UV-B. The record is from RefSeq and is a predicted model, not a curated record. The transcript has a single exon. NCBI's taxonomy places the organism in Eukaryota, Viridiplantae, Streptophyta, Magnoliopsida, Ericales, Balsaminaceae. The coding region runs from base 100 to 1212 and encodes 370 amino acids. Gene Ontology annotation, molecular function: protein binding.
CACAAUCCCCACAAGAUUUUAAUUAGAGAAUACACAGUCUCUCAUUGGCCACAAACCCUAAACAAAAUCAUUCCUCAAAUCUGUUCAUAUGAAUGGGAAAUGACAGACUUUUCCUCCUCUCUCUCUCACCUUAAUUCACCAUCACCGCUAACUGAAAACUAUGAAAAAGAUCCCACCUUUCUUGAUCACACUCUCAUACAACAAAAACCCAAAUUCGAGUGGGAUUUCUCUCUCUCCGCCGUCGUCUCUUCCGCCGCCUCUCUCUCAGAUACUCUCGGCGUCGUUGAAUUCGACCCUUCUGAUACUCUCUUCGCCACCGGCGGAAUCGCAAGGAAAAUCCGCGUUUAUAAUUUGAAUUCUCUCCUCUCAAAUGGCGGCGCGUGUGAUUACUACAUCUGUACUCCGGCGAAACUUAGUAGCCUGAGAUGGAAACCUCACUCUGCCGGUCGGGUUAUUGGAUCAUGUGACUAUGACGGAGUUGUAACGGAGUAUGACCUCGAGAAACGGGUGCCCGUUUUCGAGCGGGAUGAGCACGGCGGUCGUCGGGUAUGGGCAAUGGAUUAUUCUAAUUGGGAUCCGGUUAUAGGCGGGUCAGCAUCCGACGAUGGUACAAUGCAAGUCUGGGAUCCACGAUGCGAUGGUGGAAGCUCCAUUGCAAUAAUCCGACCCAGCAGUUCGAACCAGAUCCCGGUUUGUGCGGUCGAAUUUGAUCCGUCCGGAGGACCAAUGGUGGCCGUCGGAUGUGCUGAUCGGAGAGCAUACGGGUUUGAUAUCCGACGGCUAUCCGUUCCGGUUUUUCAACUUGAUGGACACAAGAGAACGGUGGCUUACGUUAGAUUUCUUGAUAAUCAGACGGUAGUGACGUCUGGUACAGACGGUUGCUUGAAGCUGUGGCGCACAGCUGAUCAGCGACCGAUACGGACGUACGUUGGCCACGUCAACGCUAGGAGAUUUGUGGGCCUGUCUGUUUGGAGAAACGGUGGGUUAUUGGGCUGUGGAUCGGAAAAUAAUAAAGUUUUUGUUUAUGAUAAAAGAUGGGGAGAGCCCAUUUGGUGUAAUGGGAUUGGGCCUAAUGGGCAGCUCGGAGAUGCAUUUGUAAGUUGUGUUUGUUGGCGUCAGAUGACGGCGGAAGAUCAAUGUACGUUGGCGGUCGGUGGAUCGAACGGGGUUUUGCAUUUGUUUGAAGGGAAGAGAAAGAUUCAGUCACAGUAGUCGAGGAUGAGGGUAAAUUUUAUAAUUUGCUUCUUGUCAAUUUAACAUAUGAAUAUCUUUACUAUUAUUUGGGGGCAUUUUACUAACACGGUAAAAAGAGAUGAUUUAAACAUGUUUGGGUCAUGAAAAGUAUCUAGUUUCGUUACAUAACUUACAUGUUUACACUUAAUUUUCUAAUAUAUUUGUCUACCUAUUAAUUUCUUUUUAUUACCUCUAAUUAAAAUUAUAAUU